CUUCUUGCUACGUGACAGCUUCCGUAGUCGAUUACACUCUUUAUCGGAUGAGUAAGUCAAAGUUGGCACUUCAGUCAAGCAUCAAAAAUGUCUCGACUGUCAUCGGCAAAAUCGAAGAAGGGCUCGCCACGGUGCUACAUCCGGCGGCGCGAUCUGGGAGGCUGCGACGACAGUGAUUAUGCGG
Amoebophrya sp. A25 is the source of this 184-nucleotide messenger RNA. The record is from the annotation of a GenBank genome assembly. NCBI's taxonomy places the organism in Eukaryota, Dinophyceae, Syndiniales, Amoebophryaceae.